AUGGAAAGGAUUCAGGGAGAUAUAAUUGGCAGAGGCUGGGUUGAUCGAAGUAAGGAUUCAAAGGCGAAACUUCUUUUGCAAUUCGCUGAGAAAAUCCGCGAGAUGCGGGAACUUCAGCCCCCACAAGGCAAUAUAGUUGCUUCUAUUGAUGGCGAAUCGCUUUUUGACUGUCGUGUUCCAGGCCUUUCUUUGCGCUUCAGUCCCUUUAAUCCUAUCCAGAGCUUCCAUCGGCACUUACGCAUGGGCAUGGAAUUUGAUUCAAGGAUUGACUCUGAAAUUCAGGGUCUUAUCAAACAGCAAAGCAAAACUUGGCCUUUGGUAUUUACACACGGCGACCUUAGCAGCCGCAACAUUCUUGUUCGUGGAGAUGACAUUGUUGGUAUUAUUGAUUGGGAAAAUGCUGUCAACCCACAAAACUCUUUAUGGGUCAAUGAGAUUGAUAAAUUCCCACAACCAAUGCCUGAAGAGCUGGCGAUGGAACAGGUCCGUCGAAAAUAUUUUGGCGAUGUUUAA
This is a messenger RNA of Penicillium taxi, 513 nucleotides long. RefSeq names its product phosphotransferase family protein. NCBI's taxonomy places the organism in Eukaryota, Fungi, Ascomycota, Eurotiomycetes, Eurotiales, Aspergillaceae. The transcript is spliced from 2 exons. Bases 1 to 513 code for a protein of 170 amino acids. The record is from RefSeq and is a predicted model, not a curated record.